AUGCAAGUCAAGGACCCCAUCAUCUGCACUGAGUGUGUGGAGGUUUUCCAUUCCAACUAUGAAAUCGUCAGUGUUCUUGGCCAAGGAGCAUUUGGUGUCGUUUUUCAUGCACAUAGAAAACGAGAUAUGGAGGAGUUUGCGGUGAAGAGAUUGGAUUUGGACGCGGCCACCCUCAGUAUAGCGGCCCGUGAAGUCAACAACAUCACCUCAAUAGGCUGCCACCCUGGAUUUUUAAUUUUUGAAGAAGUCUUUUUCAACGAACACCAUACUAAAUCAAUGGGUCACUUGUACAUUGCCAUGGAGCUCUGCGAGCAGCUAACUCUCAAGGAAUGGCUCCAAAUGGCUCAAACUGCUCGGAGCCGUCCUUGGUGUCUGAUGAGUGACUGGAUAAAACAGUUGGCGCGGGCGUUGGACCAUCUUCAUAAAAAUAACUUUAUUCAUCGGGACCUUAAACCUGCGAAUGUCUUUUUCCCAAGAGGCGCGGAUUUCAAAAAAUUGAAAAUUGGGGAUUUUGGACUGGCUACCAGAGCCAUUGUCAAUUUGGAAGAAGGAGGACUUCAAUCUCUUAUGGAGCAAACUGCCCAAAAACACACUGGCGGAGCUGGCACUCCGUAUUAUAUGGCUCCGGAGCAAACUGGAGAGAUUUAUGACGAGAAGGUGGAUAUUUUUGCUCUGGGGCUCAUCUCGGCUGAGCUCAUAAUUCUGAACUCGCCGAUGGAGGGGGUGUGCACGAAUGAUAUAAUUCGAAGUGGUCAGUGGCCGAUUGCGUGGUUGGAUUAUCCGGAUGCGAUGAAAUCAUUUUUUCUUAUCAAAUUUAUCAUUUUUCCAAACCUAAUUCGGUUUGAUUAA
Molecule: messenger RNA, 849 nt
Organism: Caenorhabditis briggsae
Lineage: Eukaryota; Metazoa; Nematoda; Chromadorea; Rhabditida; Rhabditidae
Exons: 4
Coding region: 1-849 (282 amino acids)
Biological process (GO): protein phosphorylation
Molecular function (GO): protein kinase activity; ATP binding
Source: RefSeq, a predicted model, not a curated record